Messenger RNA from Suillus paluster, 855 nucleotides. Its product is annotated as putative cyclophilin. Bases 38 to 526 code for a protein of 162 amino acids. Gene Ontology annotation, molecular function: peptidyl-prolyl cis-trans isomerase activity. Lineage: Eukaryota; Fungi; Basidiomycota; Agaricomycetes; Boletales; Suillaceae. The record is from RefSeq and is a predicted model, not a curated record. Gene Ontology annotation, biological process: protein peptidyl-prolyl isomerization; protein folding. The transcript is spliced from 4 exons.
UCGCAAACCUUCACUCUCAAUCUCUCUCUUAUCCAUCAUGUCUAACUGUUACUUCGACAUCACCAUCAACGACAAAUCCUCUGGGCGCAUCGUCUUCAAGCUCUAUGAUGACGUUGUACCGAAGACCGCGAAGAAUUUCCGCGAGUUGUGUACCGGUCAACAUGGUUUUGGAUAUGCUGGCUCUGCCUUCCAUCGCGUAAUUCCCCAAUUCAUGCUUCAGGGUGGCGACUUCACCAAGGGAAACGGAACUGGUGGCAAGUCCAUCUAUGGCGAGAAGUUUGCUGAUGAAAACUUCAAACUCAAGCACACUAAGCCUGGACUUCUGUCCAUGGCAAACGCCGGCAAGAACACCAACGGCUCGCAGUUCUUCAUCACCACCGUUGUCACUAGCUGGCUCGACGGUGCUCACGUAGUGUUCGGUGAGGUCGUGGAGGGACUGGAUAUCGUGAAGGCUAUCGAGAAGCUUGGGAGUGCAUCUGGCAAGACCUCGGCGACCGUCAAGAUCAGCGCUAGCGGUACGGUGUAAGACAUGUGACUAAUGCAGAGAGGUCCGAAGGAAGAAGAAAUUGUGUUCGUCACGAAUAACUUGUAUGUUUUGAGAUUAUAGAUGCUAGCAGCUUCCCGCGGCUUUGUCACUCAGGUCGUUGGAUCUACUGUUUGGUCUGUGUGAAGGAUAAUUGUGUCCGAUACCGGACAUAGUGGAAUGAUUUAAAUAUGCAAUUGACUCAGUGUCACUACGCUGGUGCCUAUUGCACUACUGCAGUACUGACAUGCCACACUUAUUUUUUGAUGUGUUUGCGCAAAAAAAAGAAUAUUAUACUUAGAGAUCUUGAAAAUAUGCUUGUCCAAUCACCG